AUGAGCACUGCAUCGCCGCCGCCGCCCGGUCGGCCCCGCCUCCCAAUCCGCGACCUCGCGCCGCCUGGCCCUGCCUCGCCGCCGCCGCCGCCCGGUCGGCCCCGCCUCCUCAUUCGCGACCCGGCGCCGCCUGGCCCUGCCUCGCCGCCGCCGCCGCCCGGUCGGCCCCGCCUCCCCAUCCGCGACCCUGCGCCACCUGACCCCACCUGGCCGCCGCCGCCCGGUCGGCCCCGCCUCCCCAUCCGCGACGCCCGGCUUCGCGCGCCGCCGGCCUCCGAGCACCCGCAGCCGCCCGCCCGCGCCGCCGGCCUCCGAGCACCCGCAGCCUCCCGCCUCCACCUCCGCUCCUCUCCUUCGCCCCCGCCUUCGCACGCCGCGGGCCUCCGCCUCCUCUGCUCUCCUCUGCCGGCGGCGGGGCUUGGGGCACAGAGUUGGCAGGGUCAAGUGGAUCCAGCGCCCGGAUGA
This is a messenger RNA of Aegilops tauschii subsp. strangulata, 465 nucleotides long. The record is from RefSeq and is a predicted model, not a curated record. NCBI's taxonomy places the organism in Eukaryota, Viridiplantae, Streptophyta, Magnoliopsida, Poales, Poaceae.